GAAUUUUGCUUCAUUACAAAUUGACAUAUAAUGGGUAAUUAAACAAACUUUACUCCUACUAAAGUGACGUUCAAUUAGAGAGGGAAAGGAGUGAUUUUUUAUUUUCCAAAAUAAAAAUAAAAAAAGAGCACAAGUCUUACUAUAACACCCAUCUUUUGUUAUAUUUAUUUUGGCAAAAAAAUUAUUACUUUAUGGGACAAAAGUCCCACUCAACUUAGAGCUCUCUCUACCUUUUUUUACCACACUUAGCUAGUUAGCCUCACACCAUAUGUUUUUUUUCACAACAAUUAAAGAAAAUAAUUUUAAAUUUUGAAAAAAAAAAAUUAAAAAAAAAAUUCGAAAAAUAAAAAAUAAAUAAAAAAAUUUCCUCUCCAUCUAAUUCACCAAAGGAAUAUAUAUAUUCACAUAUCACAAUCUCUCCCUCUCACUCUCUCUUUCAUUCUUUCUCUCUCUCUCUCUCUCUCUCUGGGUGUUGAAUGCUGAGUUAUUCCCGUACCCUUCGCCGCUCUCCUCUCAUCUAAUUAAUCUUUCUUCUCCAUUCAACAACAACACCAACAAACUACCAACAAUCCUACUUCUCUAGUUAUUUUCUUCUUUCUAUUUUUGUGUUCUAAGUGAAUAACAACUUCUCUUUUCUUCCUUAAAUUCAGGAAAUUUAUUACUUAUCUUUUUUUUGUUUGUUUCUCCUAAUCAAAGACUCAAUUUUCAUCCAUUUCUUGGAUUAAUCUAUCUCUUUUGAUUACUGAAAUCUGAGUUUAAUUAUUAAUCUCCUCUCAUUUUUUUGUUAGUUACAAACAUGUGCUUCUACUUGAUGUUUGUUAACAAUUCCCUAAUCUUUUCUUCCCAUGUUCUUUUAUGUUUGUUAUUGGUAGUUAUCAAACAAUAAAAACAGAACAAAGAAACACCUUUUUUUAUAGUUAUUUUCUAUAUUACUAUUUCAUUGUUUUUGAUAUAUAUAUCUAUAUAUAUUGAUCAUCAUGGAAUACUUCCAUAAUAAUUUGAGAGAGAUAGAAGGCAAGCUUAUACAUGAUCCACAGCGUUUCAACUCCGGGAUAUCGAAUUCGACACGUUGCGUACUAGUAUCAGGUCCGGUGAUAGUAGGGGCAGGGCCAUCAGGGUUGGCGGUAGCAGCAUGCUUAAAAGAGAAUGGUGUACCAAGUUUAAUCUUAGAGAGAUCCAACUGCAUAGCCUCUUUAUGGCAACUUAAGACCUAUGAUCGUUUAAGGUUACACCUUCCUAAGGAAUUUUGUGAACUUCCCUUAAUGCCCUUCCCACAACACUUUCCUACGUACCCUACAAAGUCUCAGUUUAUUGACUACUUAGAAGACUAUGCAACCAAAUUCGAGAUUAACCCGGUUUUUAAUCAGACGGUGGAUAACGCACAAUUUGAUCAAACGCUAGGGUUUUGGAGGGUAAGGACGACUACUACUACUACUUGGAGUAGUAAUAGUAAUAGUAAUAGUAAUAGUGAUAGUAAUAGUAAUAGUAAUAAUAGUCGCGGCGAGGAGGAGGCGGCAGUGACAACCACCACAACGGAGUACGUAUGCCGGUGGUUGGUGGUGGCGACAGGAGAGAAUGCGGAGGUUGUGAUGCCGGAUUUUAAAGGGUUGGAAGAGUUUGAAGGACCAAUAGUACAUACAAGUUUGUACAAAAGUGGAGAAGUUUUUAGAGGUAAAAGGGUGUUAGUUGUUGGGAGUGGAAAUUCAGGGAUGGAAGUUUGUUUGGACCUUUGUCAUCAUAAUGCUAUGCCUUCAAUUGUGGUCCGAGAUACAGUUCAUAUCUUACCUAGGGAAAUGUUCGGGAGAUCAACUUUCGGGUUGUCUAUGUGGUUGCUCAAGUGGUUGCCAAUAACGCUAGUGGACCGACUCUUGUUAAUAAUAGCCUGGCUAAUAUUUGGUGAUACUUCAAAACUAGGUUUAGCUCGUCCUAAAAUGGGACCCCUUCAACUCAAAAAUUUGACAGGCAAAACUCCGGUGUUAGAUGUUGGGACGUUUGACAAGAUCAAAAGCGGAGACAUCAAGUUAUGUUCAAGCAUCAAGCGUUUAAUGCACCAAGCCGUUGAGUUUAUUGAUGGAAGUGUAGAGAAUUUUGAUGCAAUCAUCUUGGCAACUGGAUACAAAAGCAAUGUACCAUAUUGGCUAAAGGAUCGAGAGAUGUUCUCAGAAGAAGAUGGACUACCGCGCAAGCCCUUUCCUAAUGGAUGGAAAGGAGAUUAUGGGUUAUAUGCAGUGGGGUUUACCAAACGUGGCUUGUUAGGUGCAUCAAUGGAUGCCAAAAGAAUUGCAGCUGAUAUUGGACAAUGUUGGAAUUCUGAAUCAAGAUAUCCUACAUCUUUUGAUCGCUCAUUUUGAUCUUCUUGAUCGUAUUUACUCUUUUUAAGUUUCGUCUUAGGUAAAUAUUAUCUCUGUUUGGAUUUAGUUGUCGCGUUACUAGUUUAAGUCGUUACAUGGUUAACGUGACAAUGAAUUUUAGAUAGAGGGAGUUUUAGUGGAUGAUGAUGAUAAGUAGAGAAUUUUUGGUGGUACCAAAAGAAAAAACUUUGGUACUAAUGAAGUUUCUACCCUCCAAGGGAAGAAAAAGAUGCAUGGGAAAUGAGUGCAAGAGGAAUGAGUUGGAUCAUAUUAUAAGGUCAUACCCAUCUUUUUCAAGAGAGCCAAAAAAAAAAGGAACACAAUUUGAAAUGCAAUACUUGGAGAGAUCUAGAAAAAAGAAAAGAGAAAAAAGAUUUUAAAAAAUUGAGUUAACAAGAAUGUUCAAUUUUGUGGGGGGACCUGUACAUCUUGUACAUUUUCUAUUUUUUUCAGUAUUUAGACUUAGGUAAGACUUGUUAGGAGGACAGGUUAUAGUGUGUUUUUUGGUAUUGUUUUUGCAAUUAUGAGAAAUUGUUUCUCUUACUUCUUUGAUAUUUAUGAUAUGAUAAUUCCAAAAAUCUUGGAUACGAAAUUUUGACAUAAUGCUUGUAAUAUAAUUGAUUGUUUUUUUC
Messenger RNA from Beta vulgaris subsp. vulgaris (sugar beet), 2983 nucleotides. RefSeq names its product indole-3-pyruvate monooxygenase YUCCA6. Bases 978 to 2351 code for a protein of 457 amino acids. Gene Ontology annotation, biological process: auxin biosynthetic process. Lineage: Eukaryota; Viridiplantae; Streptophyta; Magnoliopsida; Caryophyllales; Amaranthaceae. The transcript has 4 exons. The record is from RefSeq and is a predicted model, not a curated record. Gene Ontology annotation, molecular function: NADP binding; N,N-dimethylaniline monooxygenase activity; flavin adenine dinucleotide binding.